UAUGGGACGUAGAGUUCGGUGUACACAAGAAAUUUUUAUUCGAAGGAUCUUGCCGUUAGUUUUGUGCUGUUAGCAAAAGAUAAGCGCCAUAAGUAAUGGUGUGAUUUUCGAAGCAGAGUGAGAUGUGGCAGUAGCUUCGUUAAUCACUAAAAAACUCAAAUAAAGAAAACAACGCAGGAAUAACUGUAUUAAGUUCCAGAUUGAUGAGAAUUGUUCAAACAAAGACGAAAAAUACAAGAAAGAAAGCUAUUACACAAAAGGAAAAACGAUUUGACUUAAACACAUAGAUUAAAGUGAUCAAAAUGAUGCAGCCGUCCUCCGAAUUUGUUAUUUUCGUCACCCAUGUUGAACCAGACGACACAUAUUUGAAGAUCUGGGGCCAAGUGGACAAAUCGAAUGCUGCUCUUGUGGAGCGUCAGAUAUAUUCUCUAAUAGAACAUUUCAAUCAGGGAUAUGUUUCUUCUUCCAAGGCCAAUAGAUUGAUUGGUUCACUGUGCUGUGCUCGAUUCCAAACUGAUGGAUAUUAUCGAGCAAAAAUACUUAGUAUUCGUCCGGAUAACAUGAUGGUCGUUCAAUUUAUUGAUUAUGGCAAUAUAGAGAUUUUAUCACCAAAUGAUGUCCAUCUAAUGGAGAAUAUACCUGGUUCAGAAUCUCUGCAAACUGUUCCAGCAAUAGCUGCAGAAUUCAUAUUGGCUAAUGUGAUGCCUAUAAAUUGCGUUUGGGAAAAUAGAAUAAUCGAGACGAUUAAAAGAAAUCUAUGUUACAAUGAGUACAGAGCUACAUCAGUUCAUACAAUGAAUAAUCGUUGCCUGAUAAAAUUGUGGUACAACAAUGAAGACUUUAGCGAACUAUUGGUGAAAGAACGUAUGGCUUUACCAGCUUCCAUACAAGAUAUGUUCAGACCAAAUCUUGUACUGCAACCUCAAAUACCAAUACCUCAGCAAUCUCAAAUGCCAAUGCCAUACCAACCACAAAACAAGGGAAAUGUGAAUAAUUAUGUUGCAAUGCCAAUAAUACAAAAUCCAAACAUGAAUCACAAUACUAAUAUAUAUCAUAAGACCUUUUGCACUGGCAUAAAUCAAUACAAACCUGCUGCUCAAGUGGUAGCACCACCACAGUCAUCGCCUGUCCAAGAAGCACUUGUAUUCAAAUCUCGAGUAUUAGAUAUAGGUUCCAAACAUGAAGUGUUAAUAUCGUGUGUAGAAGACGGCCCGCAAAAAUUUUCCGUGCAGGUUGAAAGCACGAAAGAUGUACUGACUCGUCUUAUGAACGAAAUAAACAGCCGUCCCAAGCAAUCGUUGCAAGAACCACCAUUGCCAGGAUCAGUUUGUUUGGGACGCUACACAGGAGACGGCGUGCUAUGUCGGGCGGUUGUAAUGUCAGUGAUGGAACAUAAAUGCAAAUUGUAUUAUGUUGAUUUUGGCCAUACAGAAGUCCUACCAUAUACCGAUAUCUUCCAGUUGCCACCUGAGUACAUUAACCCCAAAGUGCUUUCCAUUAGGUUUACAUUAAGCGGCCUAAAAGAACUGAAUGUUACACAGGAAAUGAAACAGUACUUCACAGAAUUAGUACACAGAAAAGUACUCGUUCUACAUGUCCGUCCACCAGAAGGACCGCCGUUAAUUCAAUAUGGUGACUUGUACGACAACAAUGUUAACAUAAAGGACAUGCUGAAGAAAGCAUUCCCACCGCCAGCUGCUGCAAUGCCGAUAACGCAUUCCUAUCCACAAUUACGACGAUUAUCGAAAGAUAUUCAGGAAAUUGUGUAUGUCUCUUACGUGGAGUCGUGUAAAAGAUUCUUUGUUCAACUUGAAAAUGGGAUAAGGUCCCUCGACUCAAUAAUGGCUGGCUUGACACAGUAUGCUAACACCGCAGCUGUUUUAAAUAUUGAGCAACUAAAACCAGGCUUGCCCUGUGCCGCUCUGUACGAAUCACAGUGGUAUCGUGCGCAAAUCCUUAAUAUUGUUGGAGAUCAAGUGAAAGUGGUAUAUGUUGAUUAUGGCAAUGAGGAAGUAUUAUCCAUUCUUUCGAUUCGUGCCAUUCACGACGAUUUAGUGACGAAAUUGCCGGCACAAGCUUUGAAAUGUGCAUUGAAUGGUUAUGAGGUGCUUUCAUCAGAUCAAGACGUUUCUACUCAUUUCGAAAAAUUGACACUCGAGAAACGUUUUUACAUGAAAGUAGUUGCUGCACAACCCGAUGGCCUAUUAGUGGAUUUGUUUGAAUUUGACACAAUGAGGAGCAUUCAUCCCCAACUGUUGAACAAUAUAUUCUGUGAUAAAACUGACGAUUCUACAAUAAGCUCGCGAAACGAAGAAGUUCAACAUUCUAUAAAAACAACGAAUGAUUUCCAAAGUGAAAAUAAAGACAGAUAUAAUAAGAAGAAUAACACGGAUUCUUGGAAUCAUAAUCAAAAUGCUAAGUCUUUCCAAGACAACAAGCCGAACACCUGGAGAGAUGAAUGGUCACAAGAGAAACAAUACGAUAAUAAUAGACGGGAAAAACUCAAUUAUUCACAUCGUGAUAGUCCGCAAAACGAUCGAUUCUCUAAGGACGAAGGUGUGAAUAAUAGGUACAGCAGAGAUAGAAAUGAGAGAUCGUAUAACAAAUACGAUAAGGGUGAAGCAAAUACAUUUAAUAGAGGUGCCAGAGGAACCACUCGAGAUGGUGGAAAUCGAUUUGGUGGCAAUGAACGGAGGUACAAUCAUAACAGUUUUGCCGAUAAAUCGACACUUAGCGACAAAGAUUCAGAUUCUUCAAAGGAUGGUACUAAACGUGGGAAAAGUGGUUUUAAUCGUAGCUUUAAUGAUGAUCGAGGAGGAAACCGUUUUGAUAACAAAACAGAUAAAUUUCAAACUCCAAACUGGAAUAACAAAAAACCAACUAAGCCCAUCUAUAGAAAUGAGAAAUUUAAUGGUGAUUACAACAAGAGUAAUAAUGAAUUCAGGAGUGAAAAGAGUGAUACGAGCAAUGUUUCAUAUAAUCAGAUAAAUACUUGUGAAUGGGAUUCAAAUAAUACUAAUAAAACGUUACAGAAUAAUUUAAUUGCUAAUGCAGGCUCACAAUUUUCAUCUAUAAAUAUUACUCUUGGCACCAUGAAGAAUUGCGAAGUGGUAUUUAUUAAUGAUCCGACAGACUUUUUUAUUCAGUUAAAUCCUGAUUGUUUGGAACUGGACGUUAUUGUGGAAAACAUUGCUGCAUUUUAUGAGAACGGCGGAGAAACGAUGCAAGUUUCUCAGAUACAAUGUGGAGUAUGUUGCAUUGCUCAAUAUUCGGUGGAUCUUAAGUGGUAUAGAGCAAUAAUCAAAUCUCUAGAAGAGACUAGUGCGAUUGUAAAAUUCAUAGAUUAUGGAAACAUGGAAUCAGUUGAUUUCACGAAAAUUAAAAUUAUUCAAGACGAGUUUCUAAAACUACCGAUGCAAGCGAUACAAUGUAAAUUAUUUGGACUGACGAAUAUAAACGCUAACGAAAACAAAUAUACGAUUUUCUCAGAAAAAGUCGAAGGAAAAUCGUUACAGGUUGAAUUUGUCAAUGAAGAGAACGGAGUAUACGAAGUAUUGUUACGCGAAAUCAUCGAAGGUGAACCGAACAAUAAUUAUAUUAAUGAGGAAUUUUGCGCGGGCGUAGACUUGACACAAACAGCUGCAUUAAAUAAGAAAGCACUUAAAGUGACGACACAGGAAAUACCAGUAGUUCCAGAUUAUGCUCCUUUUGAUUCGAAGUGGCAAGUAACUUCUUACGAACCUGAAUUUACAUGUGAUGCAAUCGUUACAUGGUUCAUAAAUCCUAAUAAAUUCUACUGUCAAAUAUUAACUAAAGAAGCAGAAUUUAAAGCAAUGAUGAAUGAGAUCCAAAAGACAUACGCUGGUAGGAAACCUGUAACGCAUAAAUUAGAGGUUGGUUCAGCAGUUAUAGCAAUGUUUUCUGAAGACAAGGCUCUUUAUCGAGCAGAAGUUGUAAGCAUUGAACAGAAAACUACACGUGCACAGGUGGAUGCAUAUGUAGUUCAAUAUAUAGAUUUUGGAAAUUGCGCAAUUCUGAGUCAACGUAGUAUAUAUUCUGUCGAGAAGAAAUUCAUGCAAUUGCCUAAACUGGCGGUGCAGUGUUCCUUGAAAGAUAUUGUACCUAAUAAUAACUUGAGUUGGUCCGAAAUGGACACUGAUGCACUCGAUAAUUGUUUUAAUGCUGACAAGUACGAAUGUACCUUUUAUGAUUUUAGUAACAAUAAUUACACGGUUUCAUUAACUCACGACGGACAAAAUGUGAGUGAUAUGUUAGUACAAAAAAAUCUUGCAUCCUUUGCUACAAAAACUUUUACCGAAACAGCUUGUGUUGCAGAAACAGAAGUAGAAAGAAUGGACAUAAAUCUGUUGAGUGGUCAGACUCUCAAAAUGAGAGUUUCUAAUGUAGAAAGUACACUUCGGUUUCACGUCCAGCACCCGUCAGCUUCCAAGUGUGAAAACAUUGUUGACAAGUAUAUGGCUGAUAAAAAUACAGAGGCUUUGGCGCUACCUGGAGACCUCGCGAUUAUGCAAAAUCAAGCAUUAGAAUGCUCUCUGUACAAUGUGCCAGCAUCUCCCGACUUGGACAAACAAUUGAAAGAAUUUGAAGGAAAAGAGGUACUGAUUCGUGUAAAAGAAGUUGAAGAUAACAGGCUUUUUGUAAAAUUGUACGAUUUAUCCGGCAACGGAAUAAUAAAUACAGAAGAAGAGGAUAACAAGAUAUUGCCCAUAUGUCCGCUGCCUAUUAUAAGUUCGACUCAGAAAGUGUCUGUGUCAUAUGCAGAACAUUCAGCCAGCAUCUGGUUGCAACGAUACUCGGACAUCGAGCUCGAAGCUAAACUAUUGGAAGAUCUCGCACAAUAUUAUGCUGAGCCUAGACAAAAACUGAAACCGGAGGCACAUUUAUUGUGCGCGGCCAAAUCUUUAGACAACCAAUGGUAUAGAGCGAAGAUUAUUAGCUGCACUGAAACAACGGCCUAUGUGCAUUACAUUGAUUACGGCAACAAUGAGGUACUCGAUCUAGAAUCGAUCAUGGUUUUGGAACCGCAGUUUUACGAACCUUAUAUGCUAACUAUUAAUGUAUCCUUACCCAUAACUCUUAUCGGCACCGAGGCCGAACAAAUAAAUAUACUUCAAACUUAUUUAACGGACAGAGAGCUCACAGCUGUCUUCUACAACGUACACGAGAAGUGGACUGUUGAUUUGAUGGAAAAUGAAGAAAAGUUCAGCGAUAAAUGCCGCUCACUGAAUCUAAUCAAGGAAGAAGAGACAGCGGAAAAAUCAGCGACCGACAGAUUCGAUGUAUACGUGUCUCACGUGGAUUCUCCGAGUCAGUUUUGGUUGCAACGAGUGGACAAAGUCGCCUCUCUCGGUUAUAAUCAAACACAACUUCAACAGGAGGUCUUCAAUUUUCCAACGAUAGAUGAUGUACCGGAAGAAGGCUCUUUGUGCGCCGCCGUUUACUCCAUCGAUAACCUAUGGUAUCGCGCAGAAGUAUUGGACGCGGAUGAGGACAUUACAACGGUUCGAUUCGUGGACUACGGCAACACAGAUGUUAUCAAUAAUAAGGUAGGCAACAUUCGUCAAAUACCGGAGAGCUGCAAAAAUCUAGAAAGAUUCGCGCAGAAAUGCAGACUCGAUAUUAUUCCCGUGGACACAGAGGACUGGAACGAGACGACUUGCGAGAGAUUCUCAAAUCUAGUAAUGUCGGUGGACACUCUUCAAGCUCUGGUGGUAGCAGAUACCACGCCUAAACGCGUCGAGCUAUUCAUAAACGACAAGAGCGUUAGCGAGACGUUGGUCGAGGAGAAGCAUGCCGUUAUAAUUAACACCGAGCAAGAGCCCGUGGAUGAGAUAGUCGAUCUCGAACUGGAUCCACAUUCCGCUUUCGUGUGCCAUGCCAAUUCACUGGACGAGUUUUGGGUGCAAGAAGAGAAAUCGGUUGCCGAUUUGGAAGUGAUGGCGGACAGAUUCAUGGUUGCCGACAUGUUCCCGAAGAUCGAGGACGUGAAGGAAGGUUUACUGUGCGUCGCCAAAUUUCCCGAGGACGAUCAGUGGUACAGGGCGCGUGUUAUCUCUCACGACGAUAAGGGCACGCAAGUCAUAUAUAUAGAUUACGGAAAUUCCGCGGUAUCCACUGAGAUUCGCACUAUCCCGGAUGACCUGGCGAAUAUACCGCCUUUGUCGCGAAAAUGUUGCCUAGAAUUACCAUCCCACAUUAAAGAAUGGUCAGAACAAGCGCGUGAAGAGUUCAUCAACUUGUCUGCGGAAGGUGCGACAAUUUUCUUGCUGGAUGUAUUGAAGGAGCAAGAGAAGUCAUCGGUGAAGCUAACAUAUAACGGCCAAAAUGUCGCUGACAUUCUAGCAGGUAUGUGCGAGCAACAUUCGCCGGUCAUCGAGGAAAGAUUGCCACCGCUUGGCGAAGAGAAUUCGCCGAACGUAGUGAUCAGUCAUAUUAAUGACCCAAGCGAAUUCUGGAUUCAAACCGAGAGCAAUAUGAACGAACUGGAAGUGAUGUCGGAUCGUCUGCAAGAUGCGGAAAGUUUCCUCACGUUGAACGACCUAAGCAUCGGCACAGUCUGUGCCGCUCGAUACCCCGAGGACGGAUAUUGGUACAGAGCGAAGAUUGUCCGCUACGAGAAUGCCGCAGAAGUUUUGUAUUUGGAUUAUGGAAAUUCUGCAAUUACAGAAGAGUUGAGAAUGUUACCGGAGGACAUCGUGAAUAUUCCCAUCUUAUCAAAACGAUGCACGCUAGAAAAACCGAGUCACAUCGCUACAUGGAGCGAGAAAGCUUGCGAAAAAUUCAAGGAACUCGCUGCCGAUGGAGCAACGAUGUUCGAAUUUCAGACUCUUGAUGAAGACGACCCGAUACACGUCCGAUUAAAUCUGAAUGGGAUAAACGUUGUCGAUCUUUUAUUGAGUGAAUGCGAAAACAUUCCAAAAGUUGACGAAGCUCCAGAAGUUGAAGAAAUAACUGAAACAGAAGUUAAAAAUGUCAGUCCUAAUACAGAGAAAAAUGAUGACGAGAAAGCUUCAAAUUUAAAUGAGAUUCAACAAGAACCGAAUAAUCAAAUGGAGGAACUUGAAGAUGCAAUUGAUGAAGAAGUACUUAACGAAUCUUCACUUGAAUCUUUCAAUGUAAAUAAAGAAUAUGAAUAUAAGGAAGAACAGAAUUUCGAGAAGAAUACUGCAAGUCUUAGCACAAUCGAGGAAAACAUAAACGAGACUACUGACACAAAUGAAAUAUCAGAAAAUAUCAGCACUAUUGAAAUUAAUAAAGAUUUAGAUAUCAACGAUAAAAUGAUUUCUACAAACUUGGCUACUAACGCACUGUGUUUUGAAAGAUCUUCUCCCGUAACAGAACUUAGUGUUGAUGAUAUAAUUGAAAAUAUGAUAAAAAAUGCCAUUGAUGAUCGAGAAUCGCGAGAAGUCGUGGAUUCGAAUUUGUUGGUCAGAAAUGAAGAGCAAUCACAGGCUGCUGCUCAAAUUGAUACCGACGAAUUACCUUCUCAAACACAAUCUGAAAAUAUGAAUAAAUCUUUAGUGACGCAAAUUCUGGAAAGGACAAUAAGCGAUGUCACCGAAAACGUAGAUUCGAUAAAAAUUUCAUCGGAGGAACAACUCCAGGAUAUCACACAACUUGAUACUAGUCACAUUGAAGAACAGAAGAUACAUGCUGAGAUGCAGUCUGAUGUAAACGAGCCUCCAGAGCCUCAAACUUCAGAAACGAUACCAGACUUGUCGGAAGAACAGCAAAUUCCUAAAAGUGUGAACGAUGCUUCUAAUUUAAAUGGUACUCAUAAUUUGGAAACGCAAUCCGAAAAUAUAGAUACGGAUAACAGUUCGAACACUUCCUCAGGAUCGGCGUGUACGAUAAAAACGGCGGAAUCUGUAACUAAGACUGAUCCGGAUAAGCAAAAUGAUAAUUCGAGAAGGCCGUCAAAGGACGAAACAACGCCCAGAUGUACUUUGACAGACGAAUUACCUGCAUCUGAUCCGGAAGCGCAGCAUCCUGUCGUACAAAAAAUACCGCAUUCGGAAAAACUCGUAACCGCUGCCGUUAAUCCCAUUGUACAAACGGCCACCGAUAGCGCGAACCAGGACGACGAGGCCGUUGUGGACAACAUUCCUAAACAUACGGUAUAGCUUUGUAACUUAGGUAACAUGUUGCAAAUUCGAAACAACGCGACGCAUGAUGUGUGUUCUUUGCAUAUAAGCUAGUAGAAUAGCUAGAAGCGCUAUAUUGGUGCAUUUCUAGCAAAUACUAGUUUAUUCAUUCUGAUACAAAAAAGCACACCGUGUGACAUGAAUUUUAUAUACAUACGUAUAUACAAAUUUGCACUAUAAAAGUUUAAACAUAUAUAUAUAUAUAUUUAAUUUU
This is a messenger RNA of Linepithema humile (Argentine ant), 8379 nucleotides long. Its product is annotated as maternal protein tudor. The record is from RefSeq and is a predicted model, not a curated record. Lineage: Eukaryota; Metazoa; Arthropoda; Insecta; Hymenoptera; Formicidae.